AAACAUCCCGGCAGCGGCUCCAUCGUCCCCCCCGCUUCAGCCUGAGAUGGUAGAGUCCAGAGAGCGGGAGGCGGCAAACAGCUGCAGUCAGCACAGACCAGCUGAGACAGGCACACACGAAAGAAGAGAGGAAAUGAGUGACGAGAACUCAGAGGAGGUGACUCUGCUGGAGGCUGAGGUCCAGCGUCUGCAGGCAGAAAUCAAGGCUCUGCAGCAGCAGCAGGACGUCUCCAAGGACGUGACGGUCCAGUCCAGAGGACGCAUGCAGGACGCGCUGAGGUUCCUGUGUGGACGGUCCCGGGACCUGGAGGAGACGGUGGUGUCCAGGCUGAAGGAGGAGGUGGAGGAGCUGGAGGAGGACCUGAAGCUGCAGACUCAGUGGAACGGCGUCAGCGUGAACAGCUGCAUCACCAGGACUCUGCAGAGCCGUGACCAGGAGCGGGUCCAGCUGUGCCGUCUGUCUGCUCGCUGCUCUCAGGUGGAGUUCCAGGUGGAGUUCCAGCUUUCUGAGGUCAAGGACGACUCAAGAACGGAGCGGAGGAUCAGCGACCUGAACCUGGUGCUGGACUUCAGCGACCUGCAGAGCCUCAGCAGCUUCCUGUCCAGGAUGGAGGAGACCCGGGACCUUCUGCUGUUCCUGAGGACCAUCAGGACUUUCUCAGAGCGGUGCGACGAUCGGACCAGAACCUUUCAGCAUUUCCAGGUGAGUGAAGACCCAGUCAGUCCAGAACCCGACGCUGCUGCUCGGAUGGAGCUUCAUUUGAUCUGUUACCCGUAG
Fundulus heteroclitus (mummichog) is the source of this 778-nucleotide messenger RNA. RefSeq names its product centromere protein P. The coding region runs from base 47 to 778 and encodes 243 amino acids. The transcript is spliced from 6 exons. The record is from RefSeq and is a predicted model, not a curated record. Gene Ontology annotation, cellular component: nucleus; chromosome, centromeric region. Gene Ontology annotation, biological process: CENP-A containing chromatin assembly. NCBI's taxonomy places the organism in Eukaryota, Metazoa, Chordata, Actinopteri, Cyprinodontiformes, Fundulidae.